AUGACGAUCGACUGCGUGACCGUGAGCACCGUCACGGCAGGUUGUACGUGCGCGAACCCGCCGAUGACGGUUUACCAGUCGUGGGGAUGCGAGAAGGGAUGUGACGCGUUGCCGUCCGGAUGUAAGACGUUGUAUGAGGUUGUUUCGGAGGCGGGGAAGUGCUCGGGGGGAAACGGUACAGCGGCGGCGGCGGCGAGCAGCACGGUCAUGUCAUUUUCGAGUGGUGGUCCUCUUGGACCGGUCAAACCUACGAUUUCAGGCCCGAUUAGCAUUAAUGCUGCUGGACGGCAGGCAAUGCCCUUUAGGUUUUGGUGA
Messenger RNA from Neurospora hispaniola, 315 nucleotides. RefSeq lists its product as uncharacterized. NCBI's taxonomy places the organism in Eukaryota, Fungi, Ascomycota, Sordariomycetes, Sordariales, Sordariaceae. The record is from RefSeq and is a predicted model, not a curated record. The transcript has 2 exons. The coding region runs from base 1 to 315 and encodes 104 amino acids.